GUAAAGUUUAUCUUUCGUCUCCAAGAGAUCUCGUUAAAAAAAUAAAAAAAUAUCUUCUUUCCUCUGUUUUUUCGCGAUAACUUUCGAUCUUGUGAAUUCUCGUUUCGUUUAUUAUUUUUUCUUCUAUCUCCCUCCCUUUCGUUGUUUCUCUCUCUCUCUCUCUCACUCUCACUCUCGCACUCUUUCUUACUCUCUUUCCUUCUCUCACUUUCACUCGACGCCAUUCUCACUCUUUCACUUUCUUUCGUUCGAUAAGAACAUUGCACGGCUCCCAGCUCCAGCUUAUACUGUUUUUAUAGCCUUAUCACGUUUUACGCUCUAAGUGUCUCCGUUAAACAUAUACACGUGCAUACAUUGAACUUAUUAUUGUACCGCAUUUUUCAUUGAACGCAUCCAGACUGUUCAUAGCUGCGGGUUUGUGAUGUGUGUCGAACGAUGCAGAUCGAACGAAUUACACAGUGUGUUUACUUCGUAUGGUGUACAGAUAGCGCUACGAUCAACGAUUAAACUGCGUAAGAUCAGAAUAGCGAAAAUCACUUUGACAGGCGAAUGAAACGACAGGCUCUAAAAUGAGGCAUGAUACAAGUUCGAUGUUUGUGUUUUCUUUUUUUUUUUUUAUUCAUCAAAAGAACAUGUUUCUCGCCUUUUUUUUUUUUUUUACUUUUUAACGUCAAACACUCUGGUGCUUCUUGAUUUUUUUUCGAUCUCAGGUCAGACACGCUCUCCGUUACCGAUAGAGGGAAGUUGUGUUGCGAAGAUAUCUCGAAAAUCGUUUUCUGACAUUUUUGAAUGAUUCGCGAUUACGUUUCUGACUCGAGAUCGUGAUACAAUAACACGAUAUCGAAGCCAACUCGUAACGAGAGUCUAAGCUUAUUUCAACAAUCUUACUGUGCUUCUCAUUACGAUCGUGGCUUCGCCUUUCAGCGCCAAAAGUAUAUUCAAGAUCUAUUACGCUUUUUAAACAUGCACGUGUCCAUGUAAAUAUCAGAUGUACAAAUAUGUUCAACUGUUCUUUGGUACAUGUGGAUAUAUGCGUACAUCUACAGUAGACACUCUAAUAGUAAUAGUGGUAGAAGAAAUAGUAGUGAUAGUAGUAAUAAUAGACGUAGCAAUAGAAAUAGUAAUAGUAAUCGUAGCAAUAGCAAUAGUAAUAGUAAUAGUAGUAGUGAUAGUGAUAGUAAUAGUAAUAGUGGUAGUGGUAGUAGUAAUAGUUCUCGUCUCACUGCACCGUGGUAUCGAAACCACCGUGGUAUAUGUUAUCCAAAACCACGCAGGUAUUUCGUGUUUCGCGAACCUAGAUCGAUGCCUAGAAAGACAUUUUUUGGUUAA
Messenger RNA from Apis florea (little honeybee), 1329 nucleotides. Its product is annotated as probable DNA replication complex GINS protein PSF3. The record is from RefSeq and is a predicted model, not a curated record. Lineage: Eukaryota; Metazoa; Arthropoda; Insecta; Hymenoptera; Apidae.